CACUAUGUUCUUUCUCCCAUCAUGCGUUGCGGUUUGACGCUCCUCAGAGGACACGGCAAGAGGUCAAUUUAUCAGACAUUUAGCGCAGAGAUUGAAAUCAGUCAAAAUGUCUGACCUAAUUGAAGAGAAGAUCAAGAACUACAGAACGGCUCCUUUUGAUGCCCGGUUCCCCAACACCAACCAGACCCGAAACUGCUUCCAGAAUUAUCUGGACUUCCACAGAUGUAACAAGGCUCUGUCCGACAAAGGCCAGGACGUGGCACCCUGUGACUGGUACCAGAGAGUCUACAAAAGCCUGUGUCCCUUGAGCUGGGUGGCAAAAUGGGACGAUCAGGUUGAAGCUGGAAGUUUCCCCGGGAAAAUCUAAAUGGACACACUCCAUGACUUCUUCCACUGAUCUCGUGUCCUUUCCCCCGACUUCCCUUAUGCACAUCUUAAUGUCUCUGUCAAGCAUUUUGAUGUUUCUGUAAAAAUGACUAAUAAAUAUUUUAAUGUUGUGAUGAUA
This is a messenger RNA of Salvelinus fontinalis (brook trout), 505 nucleotides long. Its product is annotated as cytochrome c oxidase subunit 6B1-like. The transcript has 4 exons. Lineage: Eukaryota; Metazoa; Chordata; Actinopteri; Salmoniformes; Salmonidae. Gene Ontology annotation, cellular component: respiratory chain complex IV; mitochondrion. The record is from RefSeq and is a predicted model, not a curated record. The coding region runs from base 107 to 367 and encodes 86 amino acids.